Molecule: messenger RNA, 1194 nt
Organism: Didymosphaeria variabile
Lineage: Eukaryota; Fungi; Ascomycota; Dothideomycetes; Pleosporales; Didymosphaeriaceae
Exons: 3
Coding region: 1-1194 (397 amino acids)
Biological process (GO): peptidyl-lysine monomethylation; peptidyl-lysine trimethylation
Molecular function (GO): protein binding; protein-lysine N-methyltransferase activity
Source: RefSeq, a predicted model, not a curated record
AUGGCCGCAGCUAUGGACCCAGGAGAGGAGCACACUCGUUUCAUUGAGUGGGCACAAUCUCACGGCGUGGACAUCAAUGGUAUCGCUCCUGCUAAAUUCAAGGAUCGCGGCAUGGGGAUCGUAGCCGCAUCUGAUAUCAAGAAAGGAGAGCAAAUAGUGCACGUGCGCAACACAUCACUAAUCACCGUUGCGCAACACGCCAUACAAGCGCUCAAGUUCCCGACCAAGACUUCAAUACAUGCCCGUCUAGCUGCGUAUCUAGCUCUUCACUACGCAGACGAGGACUGCCAACAUCAACCUUGGCGGGAGGUCUGGCCAAGUCAGGAUGAAUUCAUUCAUAUUCUUCCACUGCACUGGUCGAGGAAGCUGCAGGAUCUGCUACCACAUGCUGCGACUGUGCUUCUCACAGCCCAGCGCUCGAAUCUCGAGAGAGACUUUGUUAAUAUUCACGCCAUCCACCCUUCCAUCCCAAAAGUUCUCUUCACCUACACAUGGCUUAUCGUCAACACACGUACUUUCUACUGGGAAUACCCUGAUCUUCCAAAUGCGCAUCCGCGCCUUCCGAAAAAGCGCCAACAGCUGACAGCAGACGACUGCUACGCCAUGUGUCCCUUCAUGGAUUACUUCAAUCACUCUGAUAAAGGUUGCGACCCUAAGGCUGAUGCAAAAGGCUACUCGGUCACUGCCGAUCGCGCCUACAAAGCCGGCGAAGAAGUCUACGUCUCGUAUGGCUCACAUUCGAAUGAUUUCCUGCUCGUGGAGUAUGGCUUCAUACUGGACACCAACGGAUGUGACUCCUUACCUCUGGACCACCUUAUACUCUCGCAACUCUCGUCUGAGCAGGCCGAGAUACUCAGGGAAGAUGGUUUCUACGGAUCCUAUACGCUCUCACCGACGACCCCGACAAUAUGCCAUCGCACUCAGGCCGUCGUACGUUUGUUGACGCUGCCCUCGCGGCGAUACACGGCUUUCGUGAGCGGGACCGAUGAAGGAGUGGGCGACCAAGGAAAGGUAAAUGGAUACGUUGUUGGGCUUUUAGUCAAAUACGAGAGGCAGAUUAUGGAGAUUAUGGAGGAGGUGGAAGAGCUGAAGGCUGGUGGAGAAGUAAAGACAGCACAGAAAGAUACCCUACUACGGCGCUGGAAGCAAGUUCAAAGCAUUGUAAAGACAAGUAUAGAUGCCCUGAGCAGCUGA